Hippocampus zosterae (dwarf seahorse) is the source of this 1544-nucleotide messenger RNA. It is a transcript of the gene stx18, whose product is annotated as syntaxin 18. The record is from RefSeq and is a predicted model, not a curated record. Gene Ontology annotation, molecular function: SNAP receptor activity. The coding region runs from base 63 to 1034 and encodes 323 amino acids. Gene Ontology annotation, cellular component: endoplasmic reticulum; SNARE complex; membrane. Lineage: Eukaryota; Metazoa; Chordata; Actinopteri; Syngnathiformes; Syngnathidae. The transcript is spliced from 11 exons. Gene Ontology annotation, biological process: intracellular protein transport; retrograde vesicle-mediated transport, Golgi to endoplasmic reticulum.
CCGGGUGACGUGUCAAUUUGUUUACAGGAGGAAGUCCCCGAACUGCUGCUCGUCUCACAGACAUGGCUGUGGACAUAACGCUACUUUUCAAAGCCAGUGUCAAAACGGUCAAAACCAGAAACAAGGCGAUAGGAAUAGGUUUCGAUUCCACCAAAGAUGAGAUUUUCAAGCGGAGCAGACCUAAGAAUGGCUUCUCUCCUAAGGCGAAAGAAGUGAUCAUUAACAUCACCAAGCUCAAAGACUUCUUGCUGCAACACAGGAAGGAUUAUGUGAGCGCCGGAAGUCUCAUCUCAUCAGAUCUCACCCGCAUGACGGAUAACGAACGUGAUCAGAUUGACCAGGAUGCCCAAAUCUUCAUGAGGACGUGUUCCGACGCCAUCAAACAGCUACGCAUCGAUGCUGACAAGCCGGCGACAUCAGCCCAGACCAAAGAGCACAGGGGGGCGGUCUUGGACCUCAUUGAAAUGUACUUGAAAGGUGUAUGCAAGCUGUACUCGGAGCAGAGGGCCAUAAGAGUCAAGAGAAUGGUGGACAAGAAGAGACUGUCGAGACUGGGAUCCGAGCAGCACAGCCAUGUGCAGAAAAUCGUCGAUGAGGAGUCCAAGGAGGAAGUGACGGCGAAGGAGCAAAGCUCUGACAAGAGUGCAACAGAAACGUCGGACCAAAGCGUCAACCUGUGGGAGGAAGGCAAAGUGGAGGAUGAGCUCUCUCCUGAGGAGAUCCAAAUGUUUGAGCAGGAAAAUCAGAGGCUGGUCAGUGAAAUGAGCAACCUGGUUGAUGAAGUGAGGCAAAUCGAGGGGAAGGUUGUGGAAAUCUCAAGACUGCAGGAAAUCUUUUCUGAGAAAGUCCUCCAACAAGAGACUGAAAUUGAUAACAUACAUCAGUUGGUGGUCGGCGCGACAGAGAAUGUUAAAGAAGGCAAUGAGGAUAUACGGGAGGCCAUCAAAAACAAUGCCGGCUUCCGUGUCUGGAUCCUCUUCUUCCUGGUGAUGUGCUCUUUCUCGCUGCUCUUCCUGGACUGGUAUGACAGCUAACAGGCACGCCAUUUGGGAGCGCAGCAUGUUGGGAGGCAAUCUGGUUUCAGUCACAUGGUGAAAAAGUGACGACAACACCAGACGGGAGGUUUUCCAUUUAGCGUGCUGAACUUGAAAGACAAGAGACUAUUUAGCAGAUUCUUGUGGCCUCCUCUUCUAAUAGAGUUAUGUAUCUGCUUCACACGAGUUGAAGGCCGCCUCUGUGGAUGGAGCCAAACUUGGAUUGUCAGCACGAGGCCCACUUUUGGAUGGCGCGAUGGUCUCGGCAAGUAAACGCUUGAUAAAAGACAAACGUCAUUGCACGAAAUGAUACAUGUUCUAUUGCGCCUCCUUUUGAACAACCUUGAUGCAUUUGAAGGUUUGCUCCGAGAUGAAAAUUGCUACCUUUGUUUUUUUAUUUUAUUUUAAAGGAACAACCGUGCAUCUGUAAAUUCAACUUCACUAUAAGAUUGAGAAUGGUUUGUCUUCAGCAGCAGACCGUCGAACGAAUAAAGGAGCUCAUCACUCACA